AUGACUGCUUUCCUUCCGCCGAACUUAUUGGCUUUAUUCGAAGCUCGACCACCGGUUCAAUAUCUACCUCCGGUUCAAGAACUUCUCGUCGAUAAAAAUGCAAAGCGAGCACCAAUGACAGGAGUUGCCCAAUACGUUGGACUUUUUGAGGAUCCAAAGGAUACUCCACCGAAACUUCCAGUUGUGACAAAAGAACAGGCUAAAGAAGAAAAACGGCGACAGAAGGAAGAGCUGCUUGCAUAUAAGGUUGAACAAGGUAUCGCUACAUGGAACCCUGCUGAGAAUUCAAGAGCUACGGAGGAUCCCUAUCGCACUCUGUUUGUUGGAAGAAUUAACUACGAAACAUCCGAGAGUAAAUUGAGACGGGAGUUUGAAGCAUACGGAAAGAUUAAGAAGCUAACAAUGGUGCACGAUGAAUCCGGAAAGCCACGUGGAUAUGCUUUCAUUGAGUACAGCGAUAAGGCUGAAAUGCACACUGCAUAUAAAAAAGCCGACGGAAUCAAAGUAGAUGGUAAACGUCUCGUGGUUGAUUACGAAAGAGGACGUACCCAGAAAACAUGGCUGCCCAGAAGACUUGGAGGAGGAAAAGGAGACACUCGUAAAACUCGUGAGUCGAAAGCAGUAAUUGAAGAAAGAGAUAUGCAAUCUGGGUAUGGGGGAUACGAUGAUAGGGAGAGAGACAGAAGUGGUAGUCGUGAUAGACGUCAAGAGUCUUACCGCAACGGGGGAGGAUACGAUAGAGAUCGCAGAGAAUCUUCGGGUGGGUAUAGAGAUAGUCGUGGGGGAAGCGGUGGCUUCGGAGGAGGUCGUGAUAGACAAGGUGGAGAUCGAGGAUAUGACCGCGGAGGUAGUCGUUACAAUUCCGGAGGAGGCGGAUCAGGAGGAAGCUAUCGUAGCGGCGGUGGAAGCAGCGGAGGACGGUACGGAGAUCGCCGUUAA
Molecule: messenger RNA, 939 nt
Organism: Caenorhabditis briggsae
Lineage: Eukaryota; Metazoa; Nematoda; Chromadorea; Rhabditida; Rhabditidae
Gene: Cbr-rnp-7
Product: Protein CBR-RNP-7
Exons: 6
Coding region: 1-939 (312 amino acids)
Biological process (GO): mRNA splicing, via spliceosome
Cellular component (GO): U2-type prespliceosome; U1 snRNP; precatalytic spliceosome
Molecular function (GO): U1 snRNA binding; mRNA binding
Source: RefSeq, a predicted model, not a curated record